Messenger RNA from Papaver somniferum (opium poppy), 599 nucleotides. Its product is annotated as kinesin-like protein KIN-10C. NCBI's taxonomy places the organism in Eukaryota, Viridiplantae, Streptophyta, Magnoliopsida, Ranunculales, Papaveraceae. The transcript is spliced from 6 exons. The record is from RefSeq and is a predicted model, not a curated record. Bases 330 to 599 code for a protein of 89 amino acids.
CAGGACUCUCUUGGCGUUAAUGGCAAGACAGUGAUGAUUGCUUGUGUGAGUCCCGCAAACAUAAAUGCCGACAUAACAUUGAACACUUUGGAGUAUGCCAAUCGUGCUCGAAUCAUCCAGAACAAGGCAUUUGUAAGGAUGUCUACAGGGUUGCAAACUCCACUCCAAGCCUGUAGAGCUCAAUCUUCUGCAGCAAGGAAGAGAGAUAUAUCAGGCAAUUCAUCUAAUCCAGUAAUGCUUGAAAGUGUUGAAGUACCUGUAGAGGUACAUAUAUUACUAAUUGGGUGGGUUCAAGACAUAAAUCUGUACAUUAAAUAUCUAAUCCAGUAAUGCUUGAAAGUGUUGAAGUACCUGAGCCAAGUACUCCCAAACCGCUUUCGGAUGUGACCAACUAUACUGAUGAAACUGAAGCAAUUCUCUCUCCACUAAGCAAAUUUUUUGCUCGUAGUUCCAACUUGAAGACCACCUUUAUUCAAGAAUAUCUUGCUUGCCUGAACACUGCUAGCAAAGAGCAGCUGAUGGAGCUAAAGGGCAUUGGAAAGAGAAGAGCAGACCACAUAGUCGCACUAAGAGAAGCGAGCCCCAUACAAUUGGUUUAG